Phymastichus coffea is the source of this 757-nucleotide messenger RNA. It is a transcript of the gene mRpS18A, whose product is annotated as large ribosomal subunit protein mL66. Gene Ontology annotation, molecular function: small ribosomal subunit rRNA binding; structural constituent of ribosome. Gene Ontology annotation, cellular component: ribosome; mitochondrial small ribosomal subunit. The record is from RefSeq and is a predicted model, not a curated record. The transcript is spliced from 4 exons. Gene Ontology annotation, biological process: mitochondrial translation. NCBI's taxonomy places the organism in Eukaryota, Metazoa, Arthropoda, Insecta, Hymenoptera, Eulophidae. The coding region runs from base 186 to 659 and encodes 157 amino acids.
GUUUUGACGUUUUUCGAAAAACAUGCAAUGAAUGAAAUAAUAAAUUAAUAAUAAAAAGUUAAUUUGUUGUAUUACAUCUGAGUAUCAUAAUACAUAAGUAGAGCCUUAAUUAUUUAUUCGCAAUAAAUAUUUGCUGGAGAUUUUAUAACCUUACUAUACGUUCGCCUAGUUCUUUUUAAACUACAAUGGCAAUUUUUCGGUUGUUUACGAAUUUUACAAAAACUUUAUAUUCUAAUGAUAUCUGUAGAAGUAUUUCAUUAUCUGCAGCAAGAAAUUUAAAAGAGAUCAGAGAAACAAAACAAGGCAAUACAACAAUAGUAGAAGGUAUUAUAUAUGCAGAUCCAAAAGAACAUUUAAUGUUGAAACCUAAAAAUGGAGCGUGUCCUAUGUGUUCUGCUGGAGUUGAUGUAAAGCACACAGAUGUCCUCAUUCUCAAACAGUUUGUGAGACAAGAUGGUUGUAUGUUGCCACGAAGAAUAACAGGUUUAUGUUAUGUACAGCAAAAACGAGUUGGCAUUAUGGUUACUAUGGCUCACAAAGCUGGGUUGAUGGGUACAUUAAAACCCAAACAAUGUAAAAUGGAUCCAAAGAAAAGACGCGAUUGGAAAAAAUACAACCAAUAUUAUUGUGAAAAUACUAUCAAGCAGAGAUAUUAUUAAAAUUAGAUACAUUGUAUUGUACAUAUUUACAAAAAAGUAUUGUUAUACUUUGCUUAAAGCUCUUUACAACAUAAAUAUAAUUUCAGUUUGUAUUAAAA